This is a messenger RNA of Durusdinium trenchii, 1566 nucleotides long. Lineage: Eukaryota; Dinophyceae; Suessiales; Symbiodiniaceae. The record is from the annotation of a GenBank genome assembly.
AUGGACACUUCAGAUUCAAAUGUUGUACCUCAACCCCUCCAACUACUCCUAGAGCAAGCUUCUGCCAAAUCUCCCCAGAAGAUAGCCAUUCGAGUGGAAGGGGUCGAACUGAGCUACUUCAAGCUACAUCACUGGGUGAGAAACGUGGCGGCCGCUUUGGUCAGCUCUGGGAUUGAGAAGACCGAUCGAGUUGCUUGGCUGUUGCCCAACUGCCUCGAGGCUCUCGCUUUAACGUGCGCUUGUUAUUGCGUAGGUGCAGUAUCAGUACCUAUCAAUGUCCGCUACUCGCCAAAGGAAGUGUCAUACAUGGUUGAGAAGGUGAAGGCCAAAAUGCUUUUUCUGCAACCUGAUGCCUUGCAUGUCAUCCCGGAUUUGUCUCUGAUGCUCGAGGUGGUGACAGUGGGCUCCGAGAUGGUCCAUCCUCAUACGAGCUGGAGUGAUUUUGAGCAACGACAAGGGCCAAUAACUGUCCGACCGGUGCAAUCAAGCCAUCCUGCCUUGAUCCUCUUUACUUCAGGGUCUACUGGCCAUCCAAAAGGUGUCCUCCAUUCUCUUGGAGGCUGCUGGGCAGCUAUCAACACUUCGGCCAAGGCCUUAGGACUGGGUAACGAGGACGUGGUGCUCGUUGGAAAGCCUAUAACCCAUGCGGGUGGACUUCAAACACAGCUCCUCCCAGCUUUGAUGGUUGGAGGAGAGGUGGUGCUUGCGAUGACCCCACCACCAGCACAGGCUGUAGAGCUGAUCCAACGAUUUUGUGUGACAAGCUAUGCCAUGCUCGUGAGUUCUUUGCUAGAUUUUGUCGAGCAUUUGGAAAGAAGCCAGGAGACCCUGACCAGCUUGCGGAGGGUUGUUGGCUCUGGAGACUGUGUGCCGUUGGAGCUCCAAAGUAGGUUUCUCCAGUUGUUUGGCAGGCCAGUCUUAGAGGGCUGUGGCAUCACUGAAAUUGGAGGCUACUUUGCAAUGCAGCCCAUCGGGAAAGAAAAGCCGGGAUCGAUUGGACUCCCAACCGCUGGCACAGAGGUGCGACUGGUGGAUGAUGAGGGCAAUGAUGUUCCCUCAGGUUUUCCUGGAGAGGUGCUGUUGAGGACCCCUUCAGCAGCACUUGGCUAUUGGGAUGACCCUCAUGCAUCAGCCGAAUUGUUCCAGGAUGGUUGGUUGAGAACAGGUGAUGUUGCCCAGCGAGAUGAAGACGGCUACAUCUGGUUUAUCGGACGCCGCAAGCUCAUCAUCAUACGCAGGGGCUCCAACAUUGCGCCUGCUGCAGUUGAGAGAGUUUUGGUGAUGCAUCCUCAAGUGCGUUCCUCAGUUGUAGUAGGAGUGCCAGACAAGGAUGAUGGUCAGGUGCCUGUUGCUUGGAUUGUGGCACAGGAUUCCCAGCAUCCUCCAACACAGGCAAUGCUUGAAGAGCAUGUGUCCAAACACUUGGCUGUCUAUGAGCGUCCAGUGCACUAUUGGUUUCGGGCGGAAUUGCCGCUCAACAGCGUUGGAAAAUUCGACCGAGCAUUUUUGCAGAACGAGGCCAAGCAUAAGCAGCAAUGGACGUGCUCACAGUUGGCAGGUGCAUAA